UUCCAACGUGCAUUACGCAAGAGUCGAGAACCGCACGUCAUCUACGUGUUACGUAAUGACGUCGAUGUUGUGGGGCUCCUGGAUUUAAAAGUCGAUUGCACGUUAUUCUUUCUACUGCUAGAUGAACUGGGAUAAUCAGCUGAGCUCUAUCCUGUCAGCUGCAGAUGACAGCGUGGCCAAGAUGCGGGAAAGACUGACUUCACCAGGGAAAUUCUCCAAAGGAAGUCCAGAUCUGUUUCCGGUGAGGGAAGGGCGUUCUGACCCAGGUUUGGACCCCCUUACUCUUCCUCUCCUUCCCACCAGAGCAUCCAUGCUCCAACAGCCCUCCUCAUCUCUCCCCCCGGAGGUUCAAUGGGCAGACCUCACUGCCAUCCAGACUCAACUGCAGAUGCAGAGCCAGGCACUUGAGUCUCUCACCAAGAAGGUUCAAAGCGUCGAGAGGGAGAGAGAUUCUCAGCAACGCCGUAUUCGCCUACUGGAAGAGGAGAUCUGCAGCCUGCGGGAAGAGUCGAAGGAGAUGGAGAGAGCGAGGGCUGACAUGAGGAGGGAUCAGAGCCCAGGGACUGAGCGGAUGAUGGAGCAGUGGAGGAGAGAGAUCGGACGCGAGCUGAGCACUCUCCGGGGCCACAUCACCAGGGCUACGUCGCUAAGCAACCUGGAGGAGAGUUUCAGUUCAAAGCUCCAGGGCGAGGAGCUGCAGCACCUGCGAAGGGAGGUAGAUCAACUGAAGGCUCGCCUUAGGGGACAGGAGGAGGACAUGUUUGUCCAGCAGUCGGAGGUCCGAGAGGCCAGGCGACAAUACGAACGCAACUGCAAGACGCUGGAGCAGCUCACAGACACUAACAGAACGCAUGGUUUGGACCUGGCCAAGACCGAGACGCAGCACACACGCACGCAGCAAGAGGUCCGCCAGAUCAGAGUCAGCGUAUCAGACCUGAGAGAUGAGGUCAGCCGUCUUAUGCUCAGAGAAGAGCGACCCACACCUGCAAGGCCACAACACACAUCAGCUUCUUCGGCACCAGGUUCUCAGCUCCACAGCAGCCAUGGUCCGGAGCCCAGAGGUGAGCAGCCAGACUCUGACUCUGAGGACUUCAGCCCCACGCCUAGCCUGGCGGAGGUCAGCUCAGACGACCUGUCAUGGCUGGACGACCACGAACCAGCUCCUCGUCAGAAGAGAGUACCGUGCGUACGUCUCAGCACGCGGUCCAGACGAAGUGACAUAGCCGGCCCAAGCAGCGACCUGGGGGACGACGACAAUGAUGACGAUCUAGAUGAUGAUGACGUCCACCUAGGGCUGGGAUCGGACCUUAGCCUUGAUGACCUCUGACAUUUUUCAAAUGUCAGACUGAAAGAUAUGUUAGCUUUGUUUAAUUUGUUCCUACCAGAGGUCAGCUAUACUCAUUACUUUGGUAAAUGAUUAUGGUUAGCUUGUAAAAAAAAAGUAUGUAUUCUAAUGAUGAGACAUUUCGUUAAUUCCCAUUUGUAUGUCGUCAAGAAUCUGUUGUCCUGAAUGUAGGACAUGUUGAAUGUUGAAUUCUAAAACUUACGUUACGUGAUCUUGUGUUUCUGUAAAUAAUCCAUCAAAAGGUGUUAUUGAAUAAUAUUUGACCCAGCUAGCUUGCUAGUCACAAUAGCAGGGCCCUCCAUCAUUGGGCUGAGUCAGGUCUGGGUUGUCUGAAGUGGAUCCUGUCUGAGGAACACAAUCAGCAGUGCUUUGCUGAUAUGCAUCAGGAGAUGAAUGUGCUUUAACCAGCUGCACAUGUAGAGGAUGACUGUACUCUGGGAACAAAUAGCCCAAGGCAGCCGCCAUUUUGCAGAUGCAGUCAAUUGUUCUCCCUCAACAACUAUUUAGUUUAAUUCUGUCAUCGUCAUAUUUGAUUUGAUUUUAAUUGAGUGACCUGAUGUCACACCAAAUACACAUGUAUUAUGAUACGUUCAUCAAGUGUGUGUGUGUGUGUUCACUGUGUAUAUAUAUUUAUGUAUAUGUGUGUGUAUAUGUAUGUGUGUGUAUAUAUAUAUAUAUAUAUAUAUAUCCUGUAUGGAAUACGAUGUUUCAAGUUAGUGUUGAAUGAAUCCCAUGAGAAAUAGAUAUUUUUUACUUUUUUGCUUUUACUUUUUAUGGAAACACCAAGUUCAAGCUGGCCAGAAUGAUAUUUUCCCUCACAACAACAUUAAUUUAUAUUAUAUUAUCAUAUUGCUGACUCAUCAGUAAAGUAACCCUGCAGCUGAUGGUUGGAAUGAUACACAUCCUUCCUAGGUUAAGUCCCACCCUAGUAUUCUGUUUUGAUCCAAUCUCCCCGUUUGGGCGUCAUCCAAAGAUGAAUCAGCCCGCUUGUGUUUAUUUUGAGAGAGCAAUAUAUCUGAUUCAUUAGCAAAGAACAUUCAGUAAAAUCGAGGCAGGACAGACAUCAUUUACGGCAAUCCUUCAAAUAAGCAACAUUGUAAAAGAAACACAGUAUUUUGAUAUAAUAACGUGAGCUAGUAUUCCCUGCGUAGGAUUAAUACAGUACCAUCUAAUGAGUGGCUGUUGUAAAGAAAGGAGGCAUUUGUGUGUUAUUGUGGACUGAUACUGAUGAUGGCCUAAUGACCGGAUGAGUUGGGCUGUUCUCUUGCAAUUCAAUUGCAUCUAUCAACCAUUGAACUGUAAUAGAAUGACAAAUAAAGGAGCUUUUCGUGUCUGCUUAAACAAAUUAA
Molecule: messenger RNA, 2694 nt
Organism: Gadus macrocephalus (Pacific cod)
Lineage: Eukaryota; Metazoa; Chordata; Actinopteri; Gadiformes; Gadidae
Product: putative golgin subfamily A member 8I
Exons: 12
Coding region: 122-1327 (401 amino acids)
Source: RefSeq, a predicted model, not a curated record